This is a messenger RNA of Dissoconium aciculare CBS 342.82, 1326 nucleotides long. Its product is annotated as PAP2-domain-containing protein. NCBI's taxonomy places the organism in Eukaryota, Fungi, Ascomycota, Dothideomycetes, Mycosphaerellales, Dissoconiaceae. The coding region runs from base 1 to 1326 and encodes 441 amino acids. The transcript has 2 exons. The record is from RefSeq and is a predicted model, not a curated record. Gene Ontology annotation, molecular function: inositol phosphoceramide synthase activity. Gene Ontology annotation, biological process: inositol phosphoceramide metabolic process; sphingolipid biosynthetic process. Gene Ontology annotation, cellular component: inositol phosphoceramide synthase complex.
AUGAUCGCAAUAAACCCAUUCGCUGCGACUAGCGAGAGCACCGUACGGCGACGAUUACGAAUUACACGCUCUAAGAUUCGAUCGAGACAAACACCCACCUCAUCAAUCGCUUCAAUAGAAACAUCCUUCAACCCGGCUAGGACAUUGAAAUCGUUACGGACACACAAAUGGAGCUACUACGAUGCGCAAUAUUUGUUCCUGGCGAUUGUGGGCAUCUUCAGCUUCUGCAUGAUUAAGACACCCGGGCUAUUCGUCAAGGCGAUGGUGGCGACGCUAUUGAUGACGAGCUUGGCCAUUCCCAUAACCCGACAAUUCUUUCUACCAUUCCUUCCCAUUGCUGGUUGGUUGAUAUUGUUCUACGCUUCACAGUUCACACCGAGUGAAUAUCGGCCUGGGAUUUGGGUGCGAGUGCUGCCGGCAUUGGAGAACAUCCUCUUCGGUGCAAACCUCAGCAACCUCCUGGCUGCGCACAAAAGCCCGAUCCUAGACGUGUUGGCAUGGAUCCCAUACGGCAUCACGCAUUUCGGAGCGCCGUUCGUCUGCUCUGGAGUCAUGUUUAUCUUAGGCCCGCCUGGAACGACACCCGUCUUUGCUAGGUCAUUCGGCUAUAUGAAUAUGGCUGGUGUCAUCAUCCAGAUUCUGUUCCCGUGCGCUGCGCCUUGGUAUGAGAACAUGUAUGGUCUCGCUCCUGCCAACUACUCUAUCCCCGGGUCUCCAGCUGGUCUUGCUGCCGUAGACAAAUUAUUUGGCAUCGACCUCUAUACCUCGACUUUCACUGCGUCACCGCUUGUAUUCGGCGCAUUCCCGUCCCUGCACGCCGCUAACGCCACCAUCGAGGCAUUGUUCAUGGCCAACACGUUCCCACGACUACGACCGCUGUUCGUCUUUUACGUGCUCUGGAUGUGGUACGCCACCAUGUAUCUAUCGCACCACUACGCCGUCGAUCUCGUCGGAGGCAGCCUUCUCGCGGCUGUGGCAUAUUUCGUCGCCAAGGGCUCGUUCUUGCCUCGUGUGCAAGUCGGCAAGCUCUUCCGCUGGGACUACGACUUUGUUGAGUACGGCGAGCCGCGCGAAGCGUACGCUUAUGGGUUUCCGCAUGACUUCGUUUCUGACGACUACGAGCUUGCGACCAAGGGAGACUGCGACGGCUGGACCAUCGGCUCUACCUCCUCGUUCUCCACCUCGCGCGGCUUCUCCUUCGACCAGCGAUCUCCUCUUGGCGAAGAUCAAUGGGACGGGGAGACACUGGCUUCGGUGCUUUCGUCCACUUCUUCGAUAACAUCGGAUUUCGAAUUUGCAAAGUCACGAAAGGAAGGGAUAGAAUGA